GGAGCCGAGGGUCCCCGGGAAGCCCCAACGCGUAGACUUUUGGGAGUUGUAGUACUAAUCCAAUCAGAGCUGGAACCAUGGCGGUGACGAAGGAGCUCUUACAAAUGGACCUGUACGCGCUAUUAGGUAUUGAGGAGAAGGCGGAGGACAAAGAGGUGAAGAAGGCAUAUAGACAGAAGGCCCUCUCCUGCCACCCAGACAAAAACCCGGAUAAUCCAAGAGCAGCUGAACUCUUCCACCAGCUUUCUCAGGCCUUGGAGGUACUGACCGAUGCUGCCGCCAGGGCUGCGUAUGACAAGGUCAGGAAAGCCAGGAAGCAGGCGGCAGAGAGGACCCAGAAACUUGAUGAGAGAAGGAAGAAAGUAAAGCUCGACCUGGAGGCCCGGGAGCGGCAGGCCCAGGCCCUCGGCAGCGAGGAGGAGGAGGAAAGCGGGAGCACCAGGACACUAGAGCAGGAGAUCGAACGCCUGCGAGAAGAGGGUUCCCGGCAGCUGGAGGAACAGCAGAGGCUGAUCCGGGAGCAGAUACGCCAGGAACAGGAGCAGAGGUUGAGAGGAAUGGCAGAAAAUCCUGAAAACAAAGAAACCCCCAAGCUAAAGCUCAAGUGGAAGAGCAGGAAGGAAGCUGAGUCACAAGGUGGCUAUUCCAGAGAUGUCCUCCUGCGGCUCUUUCAGAAGUAUGGAGAGGUGCUCGACCUGGUGCUCUCCAGUAAGAAGGCAGGCACUGCUGUGGUAGAGUUUGCAACCGUCAAGGCUGCGGAGCUGGCUGUCCAGAAUGAAGUGGGCCUGGUUGAUAACCCUCUGAAGAUUUCCUGGUUGGAGGGACGGCCCCAGAGUGCGAUGGGCCACAACCACCCAGGACUGUCCCGGGUGCACCAGCUUGGGGUACUACAAGAAGCUCUCUGCUCUGCAGCUCCCCCUGACCUGGCUUGCUUCUGUGCCACUUCUGGUGGGCUUCACCUGUAUUCACACAGCUUCAGCUGCAAGGAAGGGAGGAAGUGGAUCUAAGACCCACUGCAGACCUUAUCAGGGCAUGAGGGCUCAGUGGUGUCCGAGAGGGACUACGAGAGCCUUGUCAUGAUGCGCAUGCGCCAGGCAGCUGAGAGGCAGCAGCUGAUCGCCCAG
Capra hircus (goat) is the source of this 1124-nucleotide messenger RNA. RefSeq names its product DnaJ heat shock protein family (Hsp40) member C17 (gene DNAJC17). Gene Ontology annotation, cellular component: spliceosomal complex. Gene Ontology annotation, molecular function: RNA binding. The transcript is spliced from 12 exons. Bases 78 to 1007 code for a protein of 309 amino acids. Lineage: Eukaryota; Metazoa; Chordata; Mammalia; Artiodactyla; Bovidae. The record is from RefSeq and is a predicted model, not a curated record. Gene Ontology annotation, biological process: spliceosomal complex disassembly.